This is a messenger RNA of Morone saxatilis (striped sea-bass), 3716 nucleotides long. RefSeq names its product TBC1 domain family, member 10Ab (gene tbc1d10ab). The record is from RefSeq and is a predicted model, not a curated record. Lineage: Eukaryota; Metazoa; Chordata; Actinopteri; Moronidae. The coding region runs from base 1 to 1431 and encodes 476 amino acids. The transcript is spliced from 9 exons.
AUGGCAAAAACUGCGCAGGGAGAUGGACUUGAAUUACGGGGCAGCACAGAUAAGCUGACAGAUAAUGGGAGAGGAAGCUCGUAUGGAUCCGAGCCAGAGGUAAACGGCGGUGUCGUCCCCGGGGACAACCAGGUGGACAAGUACGGGUUCAUUGGAGGAGCACAGCAGCACUCGGGAGACUCUGCUGAAGAAAUCCCCACUGAGGUGCUGAGGCAGCGGGAGGCAAAAUGGCUGGAGAUGCUCAACAGCUGGGACAAGUGGAUGGCCAAAAAACACAAGAAGGUGAAAGAGCGCUGUCAGAAGGGGAUCCCUCCUUCCUUGCGUGGCCGGGCCUGGCUCUACCUUACUGGGGGGAAAGUGAGAAGGGAACAAAACCAGGGCAAAUUCCAGGAACUGGACAAUCAGCCAGGAGAUCCUAAAUGGGUAGAUAUUAUUGAGAGAGACCUCCAUCGACAGUUCCCUUUCCAUGAAAUGUUUGCAGCGAGAGGAGGUCAUGGGCAGCAGGACCUGUUCCGCGUGUUGAAGGCUUAUACUCUGCAUCGUCCUGAAGAGGGUUAUUGUCAGGCUCAGGCUCCCAUUGCUGCUGUACUCCUGAUGCAUAUGCCAGCAGAGGAUGCAUUUUGGGUUCUUGUCCAGAUUUGUGAGAAAUACCUUCCUGGAUACUACAGUACAGGGCUGGAGGCGAUCCAGCUCGACGGGGAGAUACUGUACGCUCUGCUGCGGCGGGUCUCUCCUGUGGCCCACCGUCACCUGAAGAAGCACAAGCUGGAGCCCAUCCUGUACAUGACCGAGUGGUUCAUGUGUGCCUUCUCUCGGACUCUGCCGUGGGCCUCAGUGCUGCGUGUCUGGGACAUGUUCCUUUGUGAGGGAGUAAAGAUCAUCUUCCGAGUGGGCCUGGUUCUCCUGAAAUGCAUGCUGGGAUCCCAAGAGAAACUAAAGACCUGUCAAGGUCUCUAUGAAACAAUGGAGCUGCUCCGAGCUAUACAGCCACAGUACAUGCAAGAAGGCUUCCUGGUGCACGAGGUCAUUGGGUUACUGGUGUCUGAGAAAGACAUUGAGAAGGAACACCAUGCUCAGCUGCGGCGCUGGAAGGAAACUCAUGGCGAUCUACACUGCAAGUCCCCUCCCAGGAUGCACGGCGCCAAGGCCAUCAUGGCUGCCGAGCCACCCAGCCGACAGGACCUCAGACAGAGGCCCACCAUCAUCGUGGAGUCUCCCCUGGCACCAAAGACAGAUGGGGUGAGAGCAGAGGACGCCAAGGAAAGCAGAAAGACUAAAGAGGAAAAACAGAAGAAAACAAUCCUACCACCACAGGAGAAGCCUGUUAAUCCUUACCUUCCUACAAGUGACCCCUCACCCCCCCUCAAACACAUGACUGUACAAGGGUCCAAAGAGAGUCUGAGCAGUGCAGAGCAUGACACUUAUCUGUAGCUGGGUAAGUGUCACCAGUUUACACACGUUAAUCAAUCCAUACAACCUUAACAUGUGACACUCACAGUUUUUUUUUUUUUUUCACAGUUGUCAGUGACAUGACUAACCUUUCUGAGACAUAGUGUGUCUGUAGUAGCCCUUUUAGUGAAAUGGCUAUUUUUACAACCAUGACACUCCAGAAAAAGUUUCUUUUUAAAUUUUUGUAGAAGUUAUCACAUUUUAAAGCUGGCAAAAAAUGCCAUUGCUCAGACUACUAAGAGGUAUCUGUAAUACUCGUUUGCAUAUAUAAUACACAUGUUCAGUGUAAUUUAAUUUACACAGGUUAUUGUUUACUGCACUUUUAACUAAGUAGUACAGUCGUGGAAAUUUUAAAAGUAUAGUACAUUUUUAAAAAUGUAAUGGAACUCAGAAAUGUCUAAUUGCCAGGGAGCAACACCAGGUGGCGACUAUGAGCCUUUUGCACACAUGUCUAUGUAUGUCUGUAUAUACUGUCAGUGCUAUGAGUUUUAAGCCUGUUGGAGUAACUGGAGCUGUUAGCUUCAUAUGACUGAACAUGUGGGGCUAUACACUCGCUGACUCGCUGUUAACAGCUACUGCUGCUAUUUACCUCUUAGAAGCAGUGCUCUGUUAUUUCCCUUCUUAUAAAUGAAGUCUGAUUUUGUCGUAAUUGACGAGGUCUUUUCUAGAGCACUUUGCCUUUAUAGUCUUCCUCUUUGCCUGCAUUAGUCACUACGUUGCCAACGCAGAGAUUCAUAUCCGUCCUGCUUUGCUAGACUCAGUCUUUCGCACUGCGUUACAGACGCAGUGAGAAACAGUGUUUAGCACAGUCUUGUGACAGUUCGGCUGCAUCCACGAGUCUGUCUAUGCUGUCUUUGAACACUUGAGGGCGUCCUGAGAUUAUCCCUCAGCAUCAGCAGUGACCAGCAGCAGCAGUCUGGUCAGAGUAAAAUCUCUCCAAUGAAGGAAAAAGUGUGCAGGGAAAUUUUGUGUCACUAAGCCAAAGAUUUUUGAUGCAUAUUUUAUAAGAUAUAUGUAGUCCAAGCUGUUUAUUCAAUCAUAUUGUGAUACAGUGUACAGGAUUUGAUUGUUGUCAGUUUGGGAGAGCGUUUGGUUUAUAUUUAUGUUGUGUAUGAGAAAUGGUAAAAUGCAAUUUUAAAGAACGCUAAUACUAAGUUGUUGUUUUUUUUACUAUUAUGCUUAAAGGUUUGUGGGUCCUUUAGACUUAAGAUAUCUUAUAUAUAAAAUAUAUCUUAUUUUACUAUCAAAGAAAAAGCAACCAUAGAAUCUUAACCCAUUAUUGUCCAUUUUUUAAUUAUUUUUACAUCAUAAACCAGGAAACCUGGUGCUGCCUUUGUUGACAAAACUGCUUUGAAUAAGCUUUAAAAAGUCCAAAAUCAAAACAAAUCAUGAAGUCCAAGUAAUGUACAACUAUAAUCUUCAGCAGUGACCCCACAGGGUUUUAUUUGCACAUGUGAGGGUUAGGGUUAGAAAGAAAAAAAACAUUUGAGCAACAAAAGAUAUUAAAAGUCAAAGAGAUCCAUAAACCUUUGAUACUGACCAGAGUAUCUGUUGAUACUCUUUUAUCUGAGAUGUUAAAAUGAAGAAAUAAUGAAGUAGUGAAUUUAUAAGCAAUCAACAUUUUAGUCCAAGUUCAGGAAAUUCCUUCAUCAGCAGUUACGUGUCACUGUAUAUCAGAUUGUCAAAGUUUUUAUAAUAGAAAAUGGUUGUGGGUGUGUGUUGAUUUUUAAACACUGUGGAGAUUUUCCUUUUUAAAUAUACGCUACGGGUUUAUUUUCUGUUUAUUAGGAAGUACUGUUUACCUGCCAUGUCCUCUUGAGCUUGUAAUAUUUUAAAUAUUUUCUGUAGAUCACAUUUAUUCAACAUAAAGUAUCAGUAUCAGUUGAGUUUCUACCAGGAACUUUUAUACUGUCACAGAAAGGGUGCCACUGAGCUUCAUUCAGAGAUUCAGAUCACUCGUUCUGGAGGUUAUAGGAUAUACAGGAUGUGUUUAGCCAUCUAAAAACUUUAUGUUGAUUUUUAUGAGAGGAUUUAUUUUCAGUAUCCAUCCAAAAAAAAAAAAAUAGAAAUAAAAAACUCCUUUGGGAUGGUGAGAUGCUCCUUACUACUAAUCAUUUAUGAUGAAAGAGAACUUCAAUUAAAUGUGAGGCUUGUAAAUCUGCAACUGCUGUUUCUAUCAGUGUGCUGAUUUGGUUUGAAAUCAAUUUCCUACGUCUACAAGCUGUUUUAUAUCAAACUACAUUUAAAUGAAUAAAAUAUGAAACCUU